AUGGCGGAGGCAGAGACAACACUCUAUGCCAAGAUCUUGAACAAGUACAAAACCAGAAGUAUCCAGUCCCAGUCGUUACUGGAACCACUUUUGGCGACUGGAGUCCCUGCACAUACAGCGCUAAAGGCUUUGGCAGCUACAGGACAAAAGACAGUAGAAGAGGCAGCGAAAUGGUUGCAUUCCCAUUGCAAUGAUCCUUCUUUGGAUGAUCCAAUUCCUCAGGAAUAUGCCCUGUAUUUGUGCCCAACUGGGCUUUUGAAUGACAAACUAAUUGAAUUCUGGAAAGAAACCAAACGACAAUGUGGAAAAAACAAAGCCCAGGAAAUUUUCCCACACAUUACCCUUUCUGAAUUCUUUACAUGUGAAGACCAAAAGGUUGACGGCUUGUAUGAAGCUUUAAGGAGAGCUGGUGACAGAUUUUCAAUCUGUUUUCCAUCAGUCAUAUCGCUAUCCCUACAUGCAUCCAGCAGCUACAUUGGCUUUUUUGUUAGUGAUGGGCCAGCAAAUAUAAUCAAAGCAUUUGCUGCAGCAUUUGCCUCAGAGGCAACAACCUUAGCAGAUUGCCAAGUGAAACCUUCAACGAAGCAGCUCCAUCUUACAUUGGCCAACAAAUUUUAUCCUCAUCAUCAAAAGACUUUGGAAGAGCUGGCCAAAUCAAUCAAUCCUAAACAAUGUUGCCACUGGAUAGCGACCCUGUAUUCUAGAGACAUGCGUUUUGUACAUUAUCAGGUUUUGAGGGCACUGUUCCAGUAUAAACCUCAGAAUAUUGACGAGCUGAUGCUAAAUGCUGGGGAUUUUAUAUAUGUUGACCGAACACAACAGAGUGAAGUUUGCGAUGGCUGGGUGAUUGGCAUCUCCCACCGAACUGGGUGUAGGGGAUUUCUUCCUGAAAAUUACACAGAGAAAGCCAAUGAGUCUGAUACCUGGGUCAAGCACAGAGAAUAUGUGUUCAUUCCAUCAUCGGGACAAGUUCCCAAGAUUCAGACUGAGCCUUACACUAAAUCGAAAGAGCAGAGUCUAAUGCCGAGAAAUGUGGUCAAAAUGCUUACUCUCCAGCUUUCUACAAAAACUGACAACCAAAGAGGAUUAUUGGUUAUGCGCCAUGGAGAAAGGGUUGAUCAGGUGUUUGGGAAGUCUUGGCUACAGCAGUGUUUUAGUUCAGAUGGCAAGUAUUAUCGACCAGACCUCAACUUCCCUGCUAUUCUACCAAACCGCAAGGAUAGCAUUGAAAACUUUGAAUGUGAUCCUCCUUUAACAUACUGUGGUAUAUUCCAGUCUAGACUCAUAGGGGAAGCCCUACUGGAGAAGGAGCUGAACAUUAGCUGUGUAUACUCUUCCCCAGCGCUAUGCUGCAUCCAAACUGCACAUCAUGUGUUAGAAGGUCUUCAGCUAGAACAGAAAGCUAAGAUUCGUAUAGAACCUGGUCUCUUUGAAUGGACUAAAUGGGAAACAAACACAAUUGUUCCCUCUUUCAUGACACGGAAGGAACUGGCAGAGGCCAAUUACAGUGUAGAUACCACAUACAAAUGUAAUUUUCCUCUUUCUUCUCUGAUGCCAUCUGAAGGCUACGAGGAAUAUGUUAACAGAUGCUCAACAAACAUAAAACAGAUUGUUGGCUCCUGUACAUCUGAAGGCAUCAUCUUGAUUGUGGGCCAUGGCUCAUCCUUGGAUUCCUUCACUCAACCAUUAUUGGGUCUCCCUGCCAGGGGAAGUGGUGACUUUGCCCAGCUUGUUCGAAAGAUACCAUCACUGGGCAUGUGUUUCUGUGAAGAAUUUAAAGCGGAGAAACGAUGGCAAAUGGUUAGCCCUCCAGUGAAUACGCUAACUCAUGGAUCAAAUGAUGCCUUUAACUGGAGAAUUAUCCUUCAGGACAACUGA
Euleptes europaea (tarantolino) is the source of this 1878-nucleotide messenger RNA. It is a transcript of the gene UBASH3A, whose product is annotated as ubiquitin associated and SH3 domain containing A. The record is from RefSeq and is a predicted model, not a curated record. The transcript is spliced from 14 exons. Gene Ontology annotation, biological process: negative regulation of T cell receptor signaling pathway. Bases 1 to 1878 code for a protein of 625 amino acids. Gene Ontology annotation, molecular function: protein binding. Gene Ontology annotation, cellular component: cytoplasm. Lineage: Eukaryota; Metazoa; Chordata; Lepidosauria; Squamata; Sphaerodactylidae.